AUGGGGCCGAAUGGUGUCCAAAUUGGCGACCAAGCUACGCUAAAGGCAGAAAUGCUAGAAAUCGUCCAAAAUAGCAAGUUUAGAGGUCGUAAAGGUGGAGAAUCGCACCGAACUAGUUACCAACUGUAA
Molecule: messenger RNA, 129 nt
Organism: Plenodomus lingam JN3
Lineage: Eukaryota; Fungi; Ascomycota; Dothideomycetes; Pleosporales; Leptosphaeriaceae
Source: RefSeq, a predicted model, not a curated record